Molecule: messenger RNA, 1405 nt
Organism: Physcomitrium patens
Lineage: Eukaryota; Viridiplantae; Streptophyta; Bryopsida; Funariales; Funariaceae
Source: RefSeq, a predicted model, not a curated record
AUGCAGAGACGCGGCAUCGGGAGAGGGGGACUGAUCGAUCUCAUCGGAAACAGGACAGCAAGCACACACACUCACACACACCAGAGGCUAUUCACUGAGUGCUCAUCAAGUUACCCACGCAGGGCUCUGGCAGCGUCGUCGUCUACCCAGGUCUUCGAAUUUCGUGGGCAGAUCGUCGACUGCGAGGCAGCACAGAGAUGGUGUCAGGCAGUGCAGGCAGGGAGGGCAGUACAGACACAUCGACCCCGGCAGUUUACUGUCAAGUGGCGCCAAAGCCCAAAGCCUGUUUCUCGUCGUCGUCGUCCCCGUGCAGCGCAUCGUACACACACGUCGUCGACGUCGUCGUCGUCUUCCCCGCACUCCCAUUCCUCACCUACUAUAUCUGUCUGCUCCCCUACUCCAGCUGGAUCCCAUCCCCUUCCUUCCCCUCCUUCCUUCGUCUUCUUCUUCUUCAUCCCCGUCUUCGUCUUCGUCUUCGUCGUCUUCUGUUGCUCUUCUUCUUCUACCGUGAUUGUAACUUCUGGUGGGCUGUUGACCCUCUCCGUCGCUAACAAUCCCCUUCGCCGAAACUCUCACCCCCUCCCCUUGUGCUCGCUUUUGUUGCCUUCAGGUCCCUGUCGCUCUCGAGAGCAUGCAUUCCAGUGUGGAAAAAUAAAAAUAGGAGUGAGCAGUGAUGCGCUUCGGAAACCACACCCUUCAACUCAGAACUUCGAGGCAGUCGAUAAGACAACGCAGAACACAAUCUCAGUUAAAGUGUUAAUUUUAAUGUGCCCCUAUUCGUGGAGGUGGAGGACCAUGAGAGCAUCUGGCCCGAAAGUUUUGUAUGAUCCUGAUUGGGGAGGAUUAGUGGGAUCCCAGUAUCAGCAUCUGCGACGAUGUUUUACCGUGCGGUCUUUUCCAUGUAGGUCGCCGAAGCCGGUGCCCGAAUUUACGGAUAAAUAUGUGAAUUGGGCCAGCGCGUGUGCCGCCUUGCUGCUGCCACAUGGAUCAUGCUUCCACGCUUCUGCAUAAAACCCCGGAGUCUUAAUUGCGUGAAUUCGUCGGCACCCAUUCCUCGCCGAGGCACAAUCAACAGUGGGUCAUGGUGAAAUUUGAUGCUGCUGUUGCGAGCCAACCAGUUGCCCCUCUUCGAUAGCUGCACCCCGCACAGCCAGAAACGCGACCCCAUUGUAGGGUUUCGUUUCAGGAUCCAUUUCCCAUGCAUCAAAUAACUCAUUUUUUUAAAUAAAAUUAAAUAAAACAAGAAUCCUCCCCCGUAUGAAUGAGGUUGUGGGUAUUAGUUUGUGAGUGUUGUAAAGGAGGGGCAAAGGGAAAAUUCUGAAGCGUGGCAGUCAUAAAUGAGUUUUUAAGAACUGAUAUUUUAUUCUCUCUUUAUUAUUACUACUUACUACUUUUAUUACGUUAA